CACCGCUUAUGCGUACCGACCUUCCACCACCACCAGAGCUUACCUGCUGAUGACGUUCUAAAGCCAAAGCAGUGCUGUUUCAGCCAUGUUAGUUACUCAACUCACGCUACGGCGGCGGAUUUCAGUAUCGUUUCUGUGUUUUUCGCAGGUUUCGCGCACAAACGGUCGCAUCCGUACUCGAAAAUACACCCGCGUGUGCCCAACUAGCCCAGCAUUGUCUGCAUCUCAUUAGUACACGGUGAAAUUCAGUAUGUGAUCGCUGUGGGCCACUUACAUGACCCACAUAUUAUUAAAACCCAUCGAGAGUGUGUUCAAGAUUUAACUUAUUGUUAGUCGGUGGCGAGAGGUCAUUGCGACGACAUGAGGUCCUAGGAGUCACUAGCUGGGCUAAAAAUGUCAAAUAAAAAGUCAUUCGCUGGCAAGGCAGCUGUGGAACAGGGUACGGUACCCCCCAGGUACCAACCGCCCCCCAUACCCAACGGGCAGGGCAUAUUGAAGCACCCACCGAAAGAUGCCAAGUAUCCCUCGAAGAUCCCGGAAAACGUCAAGGUGAUCUACCCCGCGGACCAAGCGAAGUACUACCCCAAUCCACAAGGUAAGCCGUACCAUUACCCCCAGUACCCUCCACAACAAAGAACUUUGGAAGACGGCAGGACCACCCAGGUACAAGUACACCAGGAUAACUCUCGACCUAGGCCUUUAGAUGAGCCAGGGAUUCCUCAGAUCCAUCCAGAUUUAAGGAUACCGCAACACAGACAACCAAUAAGGUACGAAGAAGAAUUCCUCCGACCGGAAAUGCUGAAAUUCGUGCGAAAACCCGAAGACCCAAGGAUCAUAGACCAAAACAGGCAGAUACAAAACAUACUUUUAGAACUACGCUCUCUAAAAGAAGCCAAUCAACACCUCGCAGACGACAACCAGGAGCUGAGGGACUUAUGCUGCUUCCUUGACGACGACAGGCAGAAGGGUAGGAAACUAGCCAGGGAAUGGCAACGUUUCGGCAGGUACACCGCCAGCGUCAUGCGGCAGGAAGUCUCGGCGUACCAAACCAAACUUAGGGAGUUGGACAACAAGCAGCAGGAGCUUAUAAAGGACAACUUGGAGUUGAAGGAGUUGUGUUUGUAUUUGGAUGAAGAGCGCGGUGGAAACUCUUUGUGUCCAACUUGUGGUAGUGCACCGGCUGGGAAUUUAAGAGACGAUGGGGAUGGUUCCAGUUCAAGUACAAACGCUGACGAACCAGCUGUCCCCCAGGAGUUUAACUCCGGAAACGGCGCGCCGAGGAGGUCGGCCAGUAGGGAGAGGCUGCUGCAUGAAAAUUUGGCCCGACAAAGGAGUACCUUUAAUGACCAAAUAAUGCAGUACGUGCGGAACCUGGAGCAGCGCGUCAAGCAGCUGGAAGACGACAAGCGCUCGCUCACCCACAAAAUCAAUCAGAUCGCCUCCAGUACGGGCGACCCGUCCAUCGCAGUCCCCCAGGACAACGGCGUGGUGGGCGCGCUGAGCGGCCGUCCGGAAGCCGUCGUGCGGGCCCUCCAGGUUCUCGAAGUUCGAGAACAGUUGGAGAGAGAGGGCCGCAUGCCCGAACGAGGAGAGAACAUGUCGGACACGACCUCCCAGGACAUGGAUGAUGGAGAGAAGGCGCUCGUUCGCGAGAUGUGUAAUGUGGUAUGGAGAAAAUUAGAAGAAGGUCCAUCGCCUACUAGACGAUAGUGUUCCCCUAACAAACCAGCACCUCUCCUUCUAAAUGUACAAUUUUCUUGCCAAUAAGAAAAUCUUAGUUAUACUAAUAUGUAUAUAUAUUUUCCCUAUUAAAAAGUAUUAUUGUU
This is a messenger RNA of Anoplophora glabripennis (Asian longhorned beetle), 1826 nucleotides long. RefSeq names its product coiled-coil domain-containing protein 85C-like. The transcript has 3 exons. Lineage: Eukaryota; Metazoa; Arthropoda; Insecta; Coleoptera; Cerambycidae. Bases 394 to 1710 code for a protein of 438 amino acids. The record is from RefSeq and is a predicted model, not a curated record.